AACACCCACUCUCACACACACACACACACAUUUCCAACUCUAGGGUUUCGAUCUGUGUGUUUGUUUUCCAUUUUGCAUUGAGUAAUGGCGGUGAUUCGACCUCUAUCGGUGGCAAUGGCGGUGAUGCUAGCGGUAUUGUUGAGCAUUGUUUCUCCAUGCGUUGAGGCCCAAUCAUUCGCACCUGCUCCUGCUCCUACUAGCGACGGGACUUCUAUUGACCAGGGCGUUGCUUAUGCGUUGAUGAUCGUGGCGUUACUUUUAACCUACCUCAUCCAUCCCUUGGACGCCUUUCCGUAUGGGCUAUUUUGAAUCUCCUUGUUAGUAGAUCAAGAGACGGGUUUGAUUAAUAUUACUUAGCGUUGAUGUAAUGAUAAUUUAGUAGUUGUUUCUUUAUCAUUGUUGCCCCUAACAAGUAUCAAUCUACCUACUUUGCCGUCAUCUAA
Messenger RNA from Helianthus annuus (common sunflower), 443 nucleotides. Its product is annotated as arabinogalactan protein 20. The transcript has 2 exons. NCBI's taxonomy places the organism in Eukaryota, Viridiplantae, Streptophyta, Magnoliopsida, Asterales, Asteraceae. The coding region runs from base 85 to 309 and encodes 74 amino acids. The record is from RefSeq and is a predicted model, not a curated record.